Rhodamnia argentea is the source of this 1111-nucleotide messenger RNA. RefSeq lists its product as uncharacterized. The record is from RefSeq and is a predicted model, not a curated record. Bases 1 to 981 code for a protein of 326 amino acids. Lineage: Eukaryota; Viridiplantae; Streptophyta; Magnoliopsida; Myrtales; Myrtaceae. The transcript is spliced from 7 exons.
AUGGCUUUGGCAGCCGCAGGCGUGGCCAUCUUCACCCGCAAACGACGAGUUCAUGCCAAGGCUUCUUCGCUUAGAUCUGGGUGGGAGGCAUGCACGAUUUGCCCAGUGGGCGAGAUCAGGCGAGCGAUCAAGCCAGAAAUCCAGAAAUUGACAGCUAUUCGGACGCUUUCACCUCUCCUUCCUCUCCCGCCGCUCUUCUUCUACUGCCACUGUCAGACUCACAACCUCCCCCUACCCACGUCUCACUUCCGUUUUACCAACCAAUCCACCAAAUCUCCUCUCUCCACCAGCUCCAUCGCGACCAGCCCCUCCGCUGCCGCUGCUGCUGCUGCCGCGUAUUACUCUCCUGCGCCGGAGCCCAACCUGGAUACCCAAUUCGAGGUUCCGACUCUCAAUGUGGAAAGUCUGAGAGAGAGCUACGAUGACGGGAAGGAGGAUGAUCGCUCCUUGAUCUUCACGUGCGUGUCCGAGGAUGGCACGUGCAAAGUGUACGUGGUUCCGACGAAACAUAGCUCUCAGGAGUUAUGUGGAGAAGUAGUAGAGGUGAUCACUUACGUGCGACCACAGGUGGUAGCUACGCGGUUAUACCCGGCUUACGCGAGUAUGCUUGAAUGGCUGAAGCGGAAUCCAAAGGUUGUUAAUAUGCUUGAGGUCCAUCCCAGAGAUGAUUUUCAUGUAGCAUCUGAAGAAUUAAAGAAGUAUGGUGGCAAGGGUGGUCUCUCAGAACAAGUUGCUAAUAUACUUGAGGUCUGUCUCGGACGUGGGUUUCGGGUAGCAUAUGAAAAAGCAAUGGAUUAUGGCAUCAAGGUUAUGGUGUCUCAUUUCCCACUACAAGUUGCCCUGUGUAAUAAGAAGACACUCGUGGAAAUGAUGAAUUUAAUUGAAGCAUCACUUACGUUUGAACAGGUAAGAUUUAUUGCGUUAGAUCUCAUUAUGUUGCAAGUGCUUCUUGCAUGUGGUAUAGUGGACCAUCAGAGAUAAGUCAUUCCGUUAGCUUUAAUAGUUGAUGGUUUAUUCAUGCUAAGUUGUGUCAUGACUAUUCUUUUUUUCCAUCUAAUGUUUAUGCUUAAAUUUUUUUGUUGCUUUUGUCAGUGUAUUAUGCUGGCUGGUC